GCGUAAACGAGGCUAGCCUGUAGGUAGGCCAUGGAGCUACGGCCAUUUUUGUGUAUGGUUGCACUCUCCUGUGUGACAAUUAUAUCAGGAUCCAAUCCUAAUUGCACAGAGGAGCAGUGGCAGUGCGAUGAUGGCACUUGUAUUCGUCGUUCAUGGCGAUGCGAUGGUGGCAGUGACUGUGUUGACGGCUCAGAUGAAUUGAAGUGCUUGUGUGGUCCAGGAGAGACUGAAUGUGCGGACGGUUCUGGCUGUGUAAAGAUGCCUUUGGUGUGUGAUGGUCCGGCCCAAUGCCCAGACGGUUCAGACAAAUGGAUGUGCACCCAGAACACAGGGUGUUUGCCUGGUGACUGGACUUGCCGUAACAAGCUCUGCAUUCCAUUAGAACUAAGAUGUAAUGGACGCAACGAUUGUGGCGACGACUCCGAUGAGGAGGCUUGUGGCCCAUGUGGGGACCCCAGACUCCGCUGUCCUGACGGAGUUUGUCUGACGGCCUCAGAGAGAUGUGAUGGAAUCACGCAGUGUUCUGAUGCAAGAGAUGAGCCUGCCUCAUGUGGUAAGAAAUGUUCAGAGAGGAAUGGAGGUUGCAGUCAUGGUUGUGUGGAUCGACCAGGGGGCGCCGAGUGCCACUGUCCUGCUGGCAUGAUUCUCUCUGCCAACGGAGUUAACUGUGAAGAUUUGAAUGAAUGCUCCCAACCUUAUGGACCAUGCCAGCAGUUAUGUCUCAACACACCAGGCUCUUUUGCCUGUCAUUGCCGUGGUGGUUUUAAGGAGCAGAUGAAUACCUGUCUGGCACAAGGUAACGCAACAAAGCUUUUGACCACCAGAAAGGGGGCCAUUGUAUUGCUGAACUUGAGAACUAGACAAAUUGGGAACCUGUAUAUAACUGACCGGGACCCAGUAGCCAUCACCUAUGACCUGGCACGUGGCACGGUUUACUGGGCUGAUGACCAGGGCCGCAUCUUUAAGGGUGAAGGCCAGAAGAUUAGAACCCUCUUUCAAGGUCAAAUGGGGAUUGGGAGUCUUGCAUGUGAUUGGCUGAAUGGGCAUGUGUACUGGACCAGUGCCAAGACUCAGACUGUGUAUGCGGGGAGCUCUGACGGCAAAGGUGUGGCUGUGGUGAUGGCCAAGGGUGGGACCCCACUGGACCUGGUGCUACUGCCCACCGAGAGAAACAUGUUUUGGAUAAACAAAGGCCAGAAUGGAGAGUUGAGCAUUGAGAAGGCAAGCAUGGAUGGCUACAGAAGGUCGACCCUGGCCAUAAUCACAGCAGAAUUGCCAAGAGGUCUCACGCUAGAUGUAGCCGCUCGCCGCCUCUACUGGAUUAGUGAUUUCAAAAUGUCGAUAGAGACGGUGAAGUGCGAUGGCAGUGGGCGAUAUACAUUCAUGGACGUCUUCAAAGGCCGCACUGCACGUGCUUUAGCGGUGUUUGAGGGGUUGUUCUACUGGGCCGACGAGAAGUACCUCUGGCAAAUCGAUCCGAAAGAACCCGAAAAGAGCAACUUUGUGGUCAAAGCCUCCUCGCCACAUAUGGCUGUGUAUCACAGCCUUCAACAGCCUCGUGAUGCACCAGCCUCCUGUGUUGCUUCACGUUGCCCACUGUGUCUGCUAUCCAAAGUCGAGCCCGUUGGCUACACAUGUGCUUGCCCCAAAGGACUUCUCUCUGUAUCGGAUGGAUCAUGCUCAUAUUAUAAGAUUGUGUAUGCCACACCAACCAAUAUAUACAUGCUGGAGUUUGCGAAGAAGCCACCUGUGAAGACGUUGCUGUUGACUACCACAGAGGACAUCGAGUCUUUUGAUAUCAGCUGGAGGAGUGGCUCCAUCAUAUGGAUUAAUGGUACCGGGCAUCUGAGAGGCCAGUGGCUGAGUGGAGGAGAGUCUGUGUAUAUCCCGACCCCUGGUCCUGUGUGCUUGGUGCGCGUAGACCAACAGACUGGCAACCUGAUCUGGCGGUCCUGCGACGGCUUCUCCAUUGGUGUCACUGCGGUGAGCCUCAGCCUUCCUGACCACGGCUACACCAAAACCUUGUACGAGAGCUGGCGUGGGGUCAAGGACCUGUAUGUGGACUGGAAAAGGGGUCGUCUCUAUUGGCUGGAGAUGGCUUGUGUGCACAGUAUGGCACUUGGUUUCUCUAAAGGGGAUGCCCAGAACGUUUUCUGCAUGGAGGGGCAAUCCUCUGGACACCUGGCAUUUGACAGGAAGUCCAACGCUUUUCUGUGGAACUCCAUGUCAGGAUUACAGAUUGUGAGUUUGAUGAAGAUGAAUAAAUAUUCUCUGGGGCAGAGCUGGAGCGUCCGGGGGGAUAUCGAGGCGGUCUCGGAGCCAUACAUAGUGUCCUCCGCCAAGAACACCAUCACGCUGUGGGGACGGAAAGAUGGAGCACGGGUCACUGAAACCCGCGUAGAGAAGGGCCUCGUUGGUGUGGUGGUUGCAGAAUUGGAGCUAAUGUCAGGUCAAACUUUAACUAAGGCCAGUCAAGAGCAGAGCUGCAAGUCCCCCUCAGUGCUGUGUGAGGGCACGUCCCUGUGCAUCUCCCAGAGCCAGCUGUGUGAUGGGAGGAGAGACUGCCCUGAUGGAGCAGAUGAGAAGGGCUGUGUUAAGUCGUGCUCUAAUACAGCUGAUUUCCUGUGCAAGGACAGGCGAAAGUGUAUCAAGAGGAAUCUGGUUUGUGACGGGCGCUCCCACUGCUCUGAUGGAUCUGAUGAGGUUGGGUGUCCCACCGUUGCUACCAAGACCUCAAAGACCACCCCUCUGAAGUGCCGCUUGGGCUCUAAAGCGUGUCGGGACGGGAGCGACUGCGUCCUCCUCAGUCACGUGUGUGAUGGAGAAAAGGACUGCAGAGACGGAUCAGAUGAGGAGGAGUGUGAGCAGUGCCAGGAAGGCCAGUUCCAGUGUGCUAAUGGGAGGAAGUGUAUCGACCAGAAGCAGGUGUGUGACGGGACGCCUCAGUGUCAGGACCGCUCGGACGAGCUGGACUGCUGGGUGCCCACCAAGAGCUGCACUCUGCGCUGCGACGGCCAGAGCCGCUGCAUACCCCAGGUGUUCAUCUGCAACGGCGUCCAGGACUGCUGGGACGCCUCGGACGAGGCUGGCUGUGCGAUUCCCUCUCCGGCUCCGAGAUGUGAUAGCCCCUCAGUGCUGUGUGAGGGGACGUCCCUCUGCAUCACUCCUGGUCAGCUCUGUGAUGGGAAGAAAGACUGCCCCGACGGCUGGGAUGAAAAGCCCUGCCUCGGCUACUGUCCAAAAAGAGGUCAGUAUCUGUGCAAGGACAGGCGGAAGUGUAUUGAGAAGAGACUUAUUUGUGACGGACGCAGCCAGUGCUUUGAUGGAUCUGAUGAGGUUGGUUGUCCCAAUGUUGCUAUCAACACCUUAAAGACCACCCCUCUGAAGUGUCCUUUGGGCUCUAAAGCAUGUCAGGACGGGACUGAGUGUGUGCUCCAUAGUCAUGUGUGUGAUGGGGAGAAGGACUGUAGAGACGGAUCGGAUGAGGAGUGGUGUGAUCUCCGCUGCAAACCAGACCAGUUCCAGUGUGCCCACGGCAGGAUGUGUAUCGACCAGAAGCAGGUGUGUGAUGGAACACCUCAGUGUCAGGACCGCUCAGAUGAGCUGGACUGCUUCAAGGCCACCAAGAGCUGCAGCCAUCGCUGUGACAACAAGACUCGCUGCAUCCCUGAGGGCUUCUUGUGUGAUGGAGAAAAAGAUUGUUCAGAUGGUACUGACGAGGCUAAUUGUGGUUUCCCCUCUCCUGCUCCAGCCCCGUCCCCCUGCAGGUUCCCCUCGGUGCUGUGUGAGGGCACGUCCCUGUGCAUCUCCCAGAGCCAGCUGUGUGAUGGGAGGAGAGACUGCCCUGAUGGAGCAGAUGAGAGGGGCUGUCUUAAGUCGUGCUCGGAUAGAGCACACUUCCUGUGCAAGGACAAGCGGAAGUGUAUCGAGAGGAAUCUGGUUUGUGACGGGCGCUCCCACUGCUCUGAUGGAUCUGAUGAGGUUGGGUGUCCCACCGUUGCUACCAAGACCUCAAAGACCACCCCUCUAAAAUGUAAUUUGGGAUCCAAAGCGUGUCGGGACGGGAGUGAGUGUGUGCUCCACAAUCAUGUGUGUGAUGGAGAGAAGGACUGUAGAGACGGAUCGGAUGAAGAGGCUUGUGUUCUCAUCUGCACACCAGGCCAGUUCCAGUGUGCCCACGGGAGCAUGUGUAUCGACCAGAAGCAGGUGUGUGAUGGAACGCCACAGUGUCAGGACCGCUCAGAUGAAUUGAACUGCCUUAAGACCUCUAAGAGCUGCAGCCAUCGCUGUGACCAGACCCGCUGCAUCCCUGAGAACUUCCUGUGUGAUGGACAGAGAGACUGUCAGGAUGGAAGUGACGAGGCGAACUGCCCAGAGCUGAAGGGUGAUGCGAUGCCGAUGCCAGCCCCGUCCCCCUGCAGGUUCCCCUCAGUGCUGUGUGAGGGCACGUCCCUGUGCAUCUCCCAGAGCCAGCUGUGUGAUGGGAGGAGAGACUGCCCUGAUGGAGCAGAUGAGAGGGGCUGUCUUAAGUCGUGCUCCGAUAGAGCACACUUCCUGUGCAAGGACAAGCGGAAGUGUAUCGAGAGGAGUCUGGUUUGCGACGGGCGCUCCCACUGCUCUGAUGGAUCUGAUGAGGUUGGGUGUCCCACCGUUGCUACCAAGACCUUAAAGACCACCCCUCUGAAGUGCCGCUUGGGCAGUAAAGCGUGUCGGGACGGGACUGAGUGUGUGCUCCACAGCCACGUGUGUGAUGGAGAGAAGGACUGUAGCGACGGAUCGGAUGAAGAGGGUUGUGUUCUCAUCUGCACACCAGACCAGUUCCAGUGUGCCCAUGGGAGCAUGUGUAUCGCCCAGAAGCAGGUGUGUGAUGGAACGCCACAGUGUCAGGACCGCUCAGAUGAAUUGAACUGCCUUAAGACCUCUAAGAGCUGCAGCCAUCGCUGUGACCAGACCCGCUGCAUCCCUGAGAACUUCCUGUGUGAUGGACAGCGAGACUGUCAGGAUGGAAGUGACGAGGCGAACUGCCAGCUGAAGGGUGAUGCGAUGCCGAUGCCAACCCCCUCCCCCUGCAGGUUCCCCUCAGUGCUGUGUGAGGGCACGUCCCUGUGCAUCUCCCAGAACCAGCUGUGUGAUGGGAGGAGAGACUGCCCUGAUGGAGCAGAUGAGAGGGGCUGUCUUAAGUCCUGCUCAGAUUCAGGACACUUCCUGUGCAAGGACAGGCGGAAGUGUAUCGAGAGGAAUCUGGUUUGUGACGGGCGCUCCCACUGCUCUGAUGGAUCUGAUGAGGUUGGGUGUCCCACCGUUGCUACCAAGACCUUAAAGACCACCCCUCUGAAGUGUCGUUUGGGCUCUAAAGCGUGUCGGGACGGGACGGAGUGUGUCCUCCAUAGCCACGUGUGUGAUGGAGAGAAGGACUGUAGAGACGGAUCGGAUGAAGACGAGUGUGAUCCCGUCUGCAAACCAGACCAGUUCCAGUGCUUCCAUGGGAGCAGGUGUAUCGACCAGACGCAGGUGUGUGAUGGAACGCCUCAGUGUCAGGACCGCUCAGAUGAGCUGGACUGCUUCCAGGCCACCCAGAGCUGCAGCCAUCGCUGUGAUGAGAAGACCCGCUGCUUACCACAAACCUUUGUGUGUGAUGGGGAGAGAGACUGCCUGGAUGGCACUGACGAAGCUAAUUGUGGAGAGUCCACUGGGCCUCCAGGUGCAACUGUCCUUACAUUAGCUUCGACCACCACCUCCCCCUGCAGGUUCCCCUCAGUGCUGUGUGAGGGCACGUCCCUGUGCAUCUCCCAGAGCCAGCUGUGUGAUGGGAGGAGAGACUGCCCUGAUGGAGCAGAUGAGAGGGACUGUCUUAAUUCAUGCUCAGAUCCAGGACACUUCCUUUGCAAGGACAAGCGGAAGUGUAUCGAGAGGAGUCUGGUUUGUGACGGGCGCUCCCACUGCUUUGAUGGAUCUGAUGAGGUUGGGUGUCCCACCGUUUCUACCAACACCUUAAAGACCACCCCUCUGAAGUGUCGUUUGGGCUCUAAAGCGUGUCGGGACGGGAGUGAGUGUGUCCUCCAUAGUCAUGUGUGUGAUGGAGAAAAGGACUGCAGAGACGGAUCGGAUGAGGACGAGUGUGAUCUUGUCUGCAAACCAGGUCAGUUCCAGUGUGCCCACGGCAGGAUGUGUAUCGACCAGACGCAGGUGUGUGAUGGAACGCCACAGUGUCAGGACCGCUCAGAUGAGCUGGACUGCUUCAAGGCCACAAAGAGCUGCAGCCAUCGCUGUGAUGACAAGACCCGCUGCGUCCCUGAAAACUUCUUGUGUGAUGGAGAAGAAGAUUGUCUGGAUGGCACUGAUGAAGCUAAUUGCAGUCUCACGACGCCUGCUCCAACCCCCUCCCCCUGCAGGUUCCCCUCAGUGCUGUGUGAGGGCACGUCCCUGUGCAUCUCCCAGAGCCAGCUGUGUGAUGGGAGGAGAGACUGCCCUGAUGGAGCAGACGAGAGGGACUGUGUGGAUACGUGCUCAGAUCCAGCCCACUUCCUCUGUGAGGACCGACGCAAGUGCAUCGAGAGAAAUCUGGUGUGUGACGGACGCUCCCACUGUCCCGACGGCUCGGACGAGAAGAAGUGUCCAAAGCAGCCCUCGUCCUGUGACCGCACGUGUGACGGUGGCACCAAGUGUCUGAGCCAGCCGCAGAUCUGCGAUGGGACGCGCCACUGCCAGGACGGACAGGACGAGAGGAACUGCCCUGGAUACAAAUCCCGCUGGACCACGGCUGCCCCCCUGAGGUGUCGGUUGGGCUCUAAAGCGUGCCGGGACGGGACUGAGUGUGUACUCUACAGCCACGUGUGUGAUGGGGAGAAGGACUGCAGAGAUGGAUCGGAUGAGGAAGGGUGUGACCUCGCCUGCAAACCAGGUGAGUUCCAGUGUGCCCACGGCAGGAUGUGUAUCGACCAGACGCAGGUGUGUGAUGGAACACCUCAGUGUCAGGACCGCUCAGAUGAGCUGGACUGCUUCAAGGCCACCAAGAGCUGCAGCCAUCGCUGUGACAACAAGACUCGCUGCAUCCCUGAGGGCUUCUUGUGCGAUGGAGAAAAAGAUUGUUCAGAUGGUUCUGACGAGGCUAAUUGUGUGGUGGAGGCGUGCGGCACUGACCAGUUCCUGUGCGGUAACGGGCAGUGCGUGGACCAGCCGCUGCGCUGCGACGGCCACGCCGACUGCCGGGACCACUCGGACGAGAAGGGCUGCAGCCAGCCGCCCACCUGCCCCCCGCCGCUGCGCUGCCCAGGGAGCAACGAGUGCCUGCUGCAGGAGUGGCUCUGCGACGGCGACGAGGACUGCAGCGACGGCUCCGACGAGCGGAACUGUAAGACUUCACUGCUGAAGUGUGGAGAGAUGCAGUGGGCGUGCUCCUCUAAGGACCAGUGUAUCCCCCAGUCCUGGAGGUGCGAUGGCACAAACGACUGCCACGACAACAGCGAUGAGACUGGAUGUGGCCGGGUGAAGUGCCCGACUGGGAAGUUCCAGUGCAGAAGUGGAGAGUGUGUGGACCCGGCACUAGUGUGUAACGGGGCCACUAACUGUCUGGACGGCUCCGACGAAGGCCCAGGGUGCAAAAGCAACUGCACCUCUUCGGGCAGCCCCCGCUGUGACCACACAUGCGUCCAGACUCCUCACGGAUUGAGGUGCGCGUGUAAGGCAGGCUUCAGGCUGCAGGCGGACGGGCUGACCUGUAAGGACGUGGACGAGUGUGCGGAGAGUGGCCCGCCCGUGUGCACACACAUCUGCCUCAACUCCCGCGGAUCCUUCCUCUGCCAGUGCAACCCUGGCUUCCUGUUGGAGCCUGACGGGAGAACCUGUAAAACACCAGAUGAGCCCAGCCUGCUGGCCUCUAUGCAGUCGGAGCUGGUUCUGGUGGGCCUCAGGAGCGGGGACAAGAAGGUUCUGAUGGCGCCGGGCAAGAAGCCCAUCUUCUCUGUGGACUAUGAUUGGCUGGAGCAGCGUGUCUACUGGGUCAGUCUGGAUGAGGCCAGCAUCAAGUGGGCAGCCCACGAACAAAAGUACUUGGGCACUCUCGUCACAGGUGUGAAGUCUGACUCCAUCGCUCUGGACUGGGUGGGAAGGAACCUGUAUUGGGUGGAUGGUGUGGCUGGGCAGAUUCUGGCCGUUAGACUGGGCCCCACGGUGGUCAAGCCAGAGAACUACACCGUGAUCCUGGAUGAAGAUCUGGAGCAGCCCCGCUCCCUGGCUCUACUGCCCCAGAAGGGGUUGAUGUUCUGGUCAGAGAUCGGCUCGGCGCCUCAGAUCGAGCGGUCCGGGAUGGACGGCUCUGACAGACGCGUCGUGGUGAGCAAGAGCCUCAGCUGGCCGGUCAGCGUCACCAUAGACCUGUUGGAGGAGAGGCUCUACUGGACGGACGAGCGGCUCAAAUGCAUCGGCUCUGCCUCACUGACGGGAGAGAACAUCAUGCUGCUUCAGCUUCCUGAGACGCCCAGUCCCUUCUCGGUGGCUGUGUUUAACGGCAUGGUCUACUGGUCCGACACCAAGAGAAGAACCAUUCAGGGAGCCAGCAAAGUCAAUGGCAAGAAUCGCAGUGUCAUCCUUAAGAGACCCAGCCAGCCUUUUGGACUUAAGGUUGUCCACCCCCUUCUGCAGUCCAUGACCUCUAACCCUUGUGAGAGCCUGCGCUGCUCUCACCUGUGCCUGCUGGCUCCAGGGCCCCAGGCCGUGUGCCGCUGCCCAGCAGGGCUGCUCCUAGCUGGGGACGGAGUCACCUGCUCCCCCCUGACUGAUUCCUCUUCAUCCUAUCUUCUCAUGCUGUCUCCCACCACAGUCACUCAGAUUUAUCUGCGUGGCCUGCGGGGUGCCAAAGGCCUGAAGAAGUGGCCGGAGCAUCGGGCCCUGCUUCUGCCCAGGGUCAACGAGGCCGUGGCUAUGGACAUGGCGACGCAGCAGCGCCUGCUGUACCUGUCGGACGCCGGCCUGGACUCGGUGAGCACCCUGAAGCUGAGCGGCUCGUCGCUGACCCCGACCCGCCACCUGCUCCAGCUCCCCGGGGACGUGGUGACCGCGCUGGCCGUCGACUGGGUCACCCAGAACCUCUACUGGAGCUCGCGGGGACGUCCGGCCGUGCACGUGACGUCCGCCGACGGGCGCUACACCACCGAUCUCCUAGCGGCUAGUGGACACGACAUCGCCAUCUCCAUCGCCCUCCACCCCCCCACCGGGCGCAUGUGCUUCACCGCCACAGGGAGGGCAGGAGGGAGAGGCAAGGCCCCUCUGCAUGUGGACUGUGCCUUCAUGGACGGGGCCAACCGCACGCUUCUGUGGGCGGACGCAGACAUUCCCACCUCACUGACCUUCUCCAACAAGGGCUCACAGCUCUACUGGGCAGACAUUGGUAAAGGAGUGAUCGCGUCCAUAGGCAUUGAUGGCUCCAGGUACAGGGAAUACAAGACGGGCCCAGACCUCAUCGUGUCCUUCACAUGCACUGACAAUAUCCUCCUCUGGGUCACCCUGGACAAAGAAGUGACCAAAAUGUGGUACAGCGAUGGUUUCCAGCCCAAGCAGCUGUGGUUUGAGGUGAAGACCAAUGUUGUGGAAGUGAAAGCUUACAGCAGGUCCAGUCAAAAAGGAGGGAAUGCGUGUUCUGUGAAGAACGGCGGCUGUGUUCACCUGUGCCUGGCGCGCCCAGGUGGGCGCACCUGUAGGUGCUCUCAGGACCACUUGACCACCAACGGCUCCGAGUGCGUGCCGCAGCAGCAGUGCACGGUGGGCAGCAAGGCAUGCUGGGACGGAACCUGCCUGCCCAGUGCUAAGUUCUGUGACCGGGCGCUGGACUGUCCAGAUGGCUCUGAUGAGAAAAACUGCCCUUCUGACAAGCUGGCAUUCCAGCCGAAAGUGGGCAUCGAGAAGCCCCGGAGGCCUCGUCCGUACGGCUAUGCCCACCCGGUGGCGAUGGGAGCGGGUGACCAGCACCUGGAGGUGGGCACCUGUGCGGAGGAGCGCUGCAGCGGGCACGGCGCGUGCGUGAGUAGGGACGGGGAGGCGGCGUGCGAGUGCUCGGCGGGCUACAGCGGCGACUCGUGUCAGGACGCGGGGUCCAGUCACGUCGGGCUCGUCCUGGCUCUGCUGCUGGUCGUCGGCUGCAUCGUCAUCGGCGUCUUUGUCGUCAGAAAGAGGCGUCAAGAUGCGAGGAUGCCAGAGAAGGCCACACUCAUGACCAACAUGGAGGGCCGCAGCGUACACAUGGAAGGCUUCGCCAACGAUCUCUACAAUGCAGACGAGGAAGAAGUGACACCUGCAGAUGUAACAUCUUCGUAAUAUGUUUUAUAAUAUAUGGGCUAAAAUGACUGAAUAACAAUAAAAUGGAACAUGAAA
Messenger RNA from Sardina pilchardus (European sardine), 10365 nucleotides. RefSeq names its product low-density lipoprotein receptor-related protein 2-like. Gene Ontology annotation, cellular component: plasma membrane; apical plasma membrane; signaling receptor complex. The record is from RefSeq and is a predicted model, not a curated record. Gene Ontology annotation, molecular function: hormone binding; protein binding; calcium ion binding. NCBI's taxonomy places the organism in Eukaryota, Metazoa, Chordata, Actinopteri, Clupeiformes, Clupeidae. The coding region runs from base 31 to 10308 and encodes 3425 amino acids. The transcript is spliced from 52 exons. Gene Ontology annotation, biological process: receptor-mediated endocytosis.